AUGCCUUACUCCCUCAAAGGCAGAAAUGUCCUUGUUACUGGUGGGUCGGCUGGCCUAGGCGAACUCCUAAGCAAAACCUUCGCCGCCGCAGGCGCAAACAUUGCGAUCAACUACUUUAACCGCGCGGACCGGGCGCACGAGGUGCAGCGCGUGUGUGAGGGGUAUGGGGUGCGGUGUGUUGUUAUUGGGGCGGAUAUGACGAGUACGGUGGAGGCGAGACGGGCGGUGCGGCAGACGAUUGAGGGUUUGGGGGGGAUAGAUGUUGUUAUUGCGAAUGCAGGAUGGACGCGCUUCUCCGACUGGAAAGAUUUGGAUUCCAUGAGUGAGGAGGAGUGGGAUAAGUGCUGGUCCGCAAACGUCAAAGUCCCCAAGGCCCUCCUCGCUGAAGCCCAGACUACGUUCAACGCAAACCCAGAUGGCGGUUGUAUGAUUACAACGGGGAGUAUAGCUGCCCUCGGACAGGGCGGCUCCAGCAUGCCGUACAGCAUCACAAAGGCCGCGCAGCUGCACUUGGUCAAGUGUCUGGCUGUGUCCGUGGGACCGCGGAUUAGAGUGAAUACCGUGUUGCCGGGUUUAUUGCUUACGGAGUGGGGCAACAAAUACCCAGCUGCCAAAAUCGCAAGCCUCAAGGAGGCCGCGGUGCUCAAGCACGAAACGUAUCUCGAGGACACGGUCGCUGCGUUUAUCAUGUUGGCGCAGAAUACGAGUAUGACGGGGAUGCGGAUUCAGGUGGAUGCGGGGUUGAAUGUGCAGGGGGCUUGA
This is a messenger RNA of Plenodomus lingam JN3, 762 nucleotides long. RefSeq lists its product as uncharacterized. The record is from RefSeq and is a predicted model, not a curated record. NCBI's taxonomy places the organism in Eukaryota, Fungi, Ascomycota, Dothideomycetes, Pleosporales, Leptosphaeriaceae.